Molecule: messenger RNA, 1428 nt
Organism: Neltuma alba
Lineage: Eukaryota; Viridiplantae; Streptophyta; Magnoliopsida; Fabales; Fabaceae
Exons: 3
Coding region: 1-1428 (475 amino acids)
Molecular function (GO): protein binding
Source: RefSeq, a predicted model, not a curated record
AUGGAAAAUCAUUCCCUCGCUUCCCACCCCGAUUCCCGCCAUUCCUCGCCUCAUUCUCAAGACUUUGACAACGAGAAUCCAUCGAUGGACGAUCUUCUUUCCAUCUCUACCACCACCAACAACCACAAAGUUAAGUUCAUGUGCAGCUAUGGCGGGAAUAUUCAAUUUAGGAUUCAUGAUAAUCAGCUUGCUUACGUCGGUGGUGAUACCAAGAUCAUAACCGUUGAUCGCAGCAUUAAGUUCUCGGCUAUGAUGACGAAGCUCUUUUCUCUCUGCAAUGCUGAUGUUUUCGUCAAGUACCAACUUCCCGGUGAAGAUCUUGACGCUCUGAUUUCGGUCACUAACGAUGAGGAUCUAGAGCAUAUGAUGGUCGAGUAUGAUCUGUCUCAACGUGCGUCGUUGAAGCCUGCUAGAUUGAGGCUGUUCCUGUUUCCACCAAAAUCGUCGGCUCCGACGAGUUUCGAGUCGAACGAUUUGAAACCGGAGCAUCAGUGGUUUGUGGAUGCUCUCAAUUCCGUGUACAUUCCACAUGUUAAGGGCUCUUCAACGGCGGCACCUAUAUCGGCUGCGAAUCCUGAUUUUCUGUCUGGAUUGGAUUACAGAUAUUCAGUUGUUUCAGCAACGAAAUUGCCCGAUUCUGUUCCUCCCGCCGGGUCUGCCAUUCCGCAUGUGGAGGCAAAUGGUUCGCCUACGGGAACGGAUGGUGGAUCGGAAGAUCGGCACAUUGUUGGAGAACUGGUGGGACCACCAACUGAGAUUCAGAUACAGAUCGAGGAGUCACAGAGAUUGCAUCUGGAAAAGAAUGACCAGAUCCUACAAAAAGGCGAUCAAGUAGACAAUGGCACGGUUAAUAAAACCACGGACCGUUACUCUCAGAAAAAUCCCGCGAAAGAGGAGAUGCCUGUGUACAUUGUUCCAGCUCCGGUAUCAAUCCCAGGAUCAGCGGCAAUUUAUUCGCCUGAAAGACUCGUGACAAGUGCUAGUUAUUCGUUACCGGCUUCUACAACUGUUCCUGAGCAGCCAGUGUAUCUCAUUGCAGCCCCAGCCGUAAUGUACCCUGCUACUACUUUGCGAGCCGUGACUGGAGCUAAUUGGGGCGAACGGCGUGAAACUAAUGCAAUAGUACAGCCAAAGGUUGAGGUGGCAGAGCCUGCUGGAUACCCACAGGUGUUAUACGAGGACGCUGGAAGGCAGGUUUUCAUUGCGGCUCCGACAACUUGGGGCGGGCUGGUGCCUCCAAACAGAGAGGUGGCAGCCGGAAGUGACGGGACACAAGGCGGUGGUGGAACUCUGAAUCCAGAAGGGAAGGUUUCUAAAGCGGCUUCGGCUUGCAUAGUUAACUCGAAGGAGUGGAUGACCCUUCUAUAUAGUACAUUUUCUUCCCCUGCCAUUUAUCUCCGGCGUGCUUCCAUGAUUGGAGUUCGUUGA